CUCGCCGUCUUCUGCGCUGGUCGAACGUGCGCCCAUGCUCCGUGCUCACGCGCAACGCGAUCGAAACCUCGCCGGACUUGACGUGUUAUCCUGUGAACUUAGUGUAUCAAAGCUGCCAUAAGUCGAGAACUGGCCAGGUGGUCGAGAUUCUGUUGUGUGCGAAAUCGGUCAAAUUGGAUUUAGUUAGAUCGUGAUGUUCGCGCGGUGACGUGGAAGAGUCGAAGCUGGCUAGCGAGGUCGCGGUGCAGGGGUGGUGGCGGUCGCGUGCGCUGGAUGCGGUAGGGGCUGAGGCAGGCGGAGGGCCCGCCGGCGCCGCCGUGGCGAUGACGGUGCAGCGCGACGAGCGCGACGCGCGCGCGCCCCGGACGCGCUUCAUGAUCACGGACAUCCUGGACGCGGCGCCGAGGGACCUCAGCGCGCACAGGGACUCCGACUCGGACAGAUCCGCCACUGAUUCCCCAGGAGUGAAAGACGACUCAGAUGAUGUUUCAAGCAAAAGUUGCGGAGGUGACUCAUCAGGAUUAGCAAAGAAGCAGCGAAAAGCACGAACGGCAUUCACCGAUCAUCAGUUGCAGACGUUAGAGAAAUCCUUUGAGAGACAAAAGUACCUUAGCGUCCAGGAUCGGAUGGAGUUGGCCGCGAAACUAGGGCUCACUGAUACGCAAGUGAAAACUUGGUAUCAAAAUAGAAGGACGAAAUGGAAGCGGCAAACGGCAGUGGGGCUAGAACUAUUAGCUGAGGCCGGUAACUACGCAGCGUUCCAGCGGUUGUACGGCGGCUACUGGGCGGGCGUACCGGCGUACCCCGCGCAGCCCGCGCCGGCCGCGGCCGACCUCUAUUACAGACAAGCGGCCGCUACCGCGGCGGCUGCGGCGUCGGCCACCGCCAACACGCUACAGAAACCUUUACCGUAUAGGUAA
Zerene cesonia (dogface butterfly) is the source of this 920-nucleotide messenger RNA. RefSeq names its product homeobox protein B-H2-like. The record is from RefSeq and is a predicted model, not a curated record. Gene Ontology annotation, biological process: regulation of DNA-templated transcription. Gene Ontology annotation, molecular function: DNA binding; DNA-binding transcription factor activity, RNA polymerase II-specific. The coding region runs from base 324 to 920 and encodes 198 amino acids. The transcript is spliced from 3 exons. NCBI's taxonomy places the organism in Eukaryota, Metazoa, Arthropoda, Insecta, Lepidoptera, Pieridae.